Messenger RNA from Toxorhynchites rutilus septentrionalis, 671 nucleotides. RefSeq lists its product as uncharacterized. Bases 27 to 671 code for a protein of 214 amino acids. The record is from RefSeq and is a predicted model, not a curated record. The transcript is spliced from 2 exons. Gene Ontology annotation, molecular function: protein dimerization activity. NCBI's taxonomy places the organism in Eukaryota, Metazoa, Arthropoda, Insecta, Diptera, Culicidae.
GUCGAUUUCAUAAAAAUCCGUUGGCUAUGAAACUCUAUGAAACUCUUCAGAGCAGGCUUUCCAAGCUACGACUGUCUCAAGCUUUCAGAAUGGCCCUGUACUUGGAUCCAAGACUGAAUUUUGUCAAUUCAGCUAUUUUCAACGGCAAAGAAAAGGAGCUUAUUCAGGGUUUCAUCACAGAAACUUGGAACCACAUAUGUCGACUCAAUAAUACUGACGAUAAUGCUGCCUCUUCAACUACUACGUCUUCAUCAUCUGAUGCCAUGGAUGCAAACGAUGGCUACAUCACCGAGCUUUUCGGGGGUUCAAUUGCUGCUGAAAUAGACACAAAUCAAUCAGCAUUCAAACUUCAGCUCAAAGCGCUGGAUAUCGAGCCUCGCCAGAAGCAUAACUUCGAUGUUUGGAAACAUUGGAUCAAAAGAAAGAGUUCGCAUCCUGAACUUUACGCAGUGGCCAAUGUUGUAUUUGCUACUCCUUCUAGUCAGGUAUCAGUGGAAAGGGCAUUUAGCGCACUCGCACUGGUGCUCUCUAACCAGAGAACAUGCUUGAAGGAAGAGACUCUGGCCAAUAUUAUGAUCAUCAAACUGAAUAAAGACGCCUUCGAUCAGAUACUGCCAAUACUAUAUAAAUGGAAGGAUGUCGCCACCUCAGUGGCAACUGAGCCAUUGUAG